CUAGUAUCCAUUGAGUUACCACGCGGGAUAGAUUUACUCUCAAUUUUUCCUUCAAACUAUCUCCCCCUUUAAUUUUAAUUAUUAUUCUUUAUUGUUUUACUAAUUAAUUAUCAUACAAUAACACAUAAUUGUACUACUGUGCUAAAUUUAUAUUAUCAUAUUAGUUUACGAUCAAUAUUUCCACAAGUCCCAAGAACAGAAGCGGUCACAGUCUUCUGUCGAUUUCAAGUGUGUCGCGCGUGUGCAAGCGUUAAGACAAAAAAUAUAUAUAUAUAUUUUCUUUUAUAAUUUUAGUGUGUGGAUAAAUUUGAUUUAUUUACAGAUUUAAUUAAAGUCUAAUUACUACUUAUACAGUAAGAUAACAGCAAACGUCACCAUGGCGUUCGCAGGACUUAAAAAACAAAUCAACAAAGCGAAUCAAUACAUGACGGAGAAAAUGGGCGGGGCUGAAGGAACAAAACUUGACGUAGAUUUUGUUGAUAUGGAAAGAAAAACAGAUGUAACUUGCGAACUUGUAGAAGAAUUACAAAUGAAGACAAAAGAAUUUUUGCAACCAAACCCAACCGCAAGAGCAAAAAUGGCAGCAGUAAAAGGAAUUAGUAAAUUAAGUGGUCAAGCUAAAGCUUCGACUUAUCCACAACCUGAAGGUGUUCUCGGUGAUUGCAUGCUAUUGUAUGGAAAAAAAAUGGGAGAAGAUAGUAUUUUUGCUCAAGCUUUAAUCGAAAUGGGCGAAGCGAUGAAACAAAUGGCUGAUGUUAAAUAUUCACUUGACGAUAACAUAAAACAAAACUUUUUGGAACCUCUGCACCAUCUGCAGACUAAAGAUUUGAAGGAAGUUAUGCAUCAUCGAAAAAAACUUCAAGGCCGUCGGUUAGAUUUUGAUUGUAAGCGACGACGUCAAGCGAAGGGUUCUCACGUUUCAGACGACGAGAUUCGUCAAGCAGAGGAAAAAUUCGCCGAAAGUCUUCAUUUGGCCCAGAUGGGAAUGUUCAAUCUUUUGGAAAACGAUGUUGAACAAGUCGCCCAGUUAGCUACUUUCAGUGAAGGUUUACUUGAAUACCACCAACAGUGCAUUGAAAUACUUAAAGUCUUAACUGAAACACUUUUAGAAAAGAAAGACGAGGCAGCCAAUCGACCGAAAUUGGAAUUUGUUCCCAAGACAUUAGCAGAUCUAAAUGUGGAAGGAUUGUCUCUUGGGGAUGGAAUGAAUGGAGCAAGUCGAGCUGGGUCUCCGGUUCAUGGGGACGGGAAGCGCUCACAGCUCGAGCUAUUUCCGGCCGGAAACCCACCGCAAUCUACCAAUGCAUCUCCAUUACCAUCGCCUAGUAAAUCACCAGCAAGAACGCCAAUGCCCAAACAACCUUGUUGCACGGCACUCUAUGAUUUUGAGCCUGAAAAUCCGGGUGAACUUGGAUUUAAGGAAAAUGACACAAUUACAUUGAUCCAAAGGGUUGAUGAUAAUUGGUUUGAGGGAAGUGUAAAUGGUCGUACAGGAUAUUUCCCUGUGUCAUAUGUUCAGGUUGUUCAGCCAUUGCCAUAAAUAACGCACGAUUACAUCGAUGCCAAAGAUAAAUAAUUUAGUGAAUUACCACCUCCACUAUCAACAAGAAUGUCCAAGAUAAAAAAAAGUAAUGAGUUGAUAAAUGAAACGAUAACUACUCUUUAAUAGCCUAAACAGUAUACUGAUUCGCAUAAUGAUUUCAAGCUUCCUUCUUUUCAUGAAAGCUUUCAAAUGAAAAUUUUAUGAAAUUAUAUACCAACACAAGUUACUAUAUAUAUCUUUUGCAGAUAAUCGUUCUCUCCAUACUUACGUUAAUGUACAUAAAUAUAUAUACCUAUAUAUAUAUAUAUAUAUAAAUAUAAAAUGUUAUCGUGUCUUUUAUUGAGGUGAAUAAUAAUUUUUUCGAUUAUCACGCGAAAAAUAAACAUUUAAUUCAAUGCAUAAGACAUAAUAAUGAUGAUAAUGAUAAUAAUAUAAAUGAUAAUAAGCAUGAAUUAUAAAAUUAAAAUUUCAGAUUCAUAAAUUUCCUGUUUAAAAAAUCCUGUUGAUUCUGAUUACUACAACUUCGUGUGUUGAUCUUUCUCUUUCUUUCUUUCACUUAUGUCUGUAUUUAUCUCUAAGAUAAAUAUUUUGAUGGAUUUCAAAAAUACUGACUAUAUUAAAUAUUUAUUAAAAAAUUCCAUUACCCGUAAAAGAAAAUUGUUAAAAAAAAAUGGUGAUUAUUAUAAACUUCAAAACGCGACACCAUGAUAGACUUUUUUUUGACGUUUUUUAAAUUUUGGAAAACUCAAAGGAAAAUCAAUCGUUGAUUUAAUACACCCCAGAUAGCAUUCAAGUCGAAAUGACGUCUUUUUGAAGGCGUCCUCAAGAAGUCAUUAUUUCUUACAGGUGCCAUUUUUAAAAACUCUUAAUUAAGAGUUCUUGAAAACUCCAUAAACAAGAUGUCAAUUUUACGACGUCUAAAUGUAUUCUUUUUUUAACUUCUUUAUGAAGUCAAAAUUAGGAGCUCCUUAAGACGUCAUGGGAAAUUCAUACUGAAGUCUUAUUUGCGAAUUCAGAAAAACGAACUCUUUAGGAAGUCUUUUUAAAGACGUCUUACUGAGUUCGCUAAGUGGCUCAUUCGACAUCUUGAGAACUUCUUAAAGACUUCUUUAAAAUGUUGAUAAGACGUUUAAAUCAUAAACAGGAACUCAUACAGAACUCAUCAAGACGUCAUUUUGCUAUCUGCGCCUCCGUUAAAAAAACAAACUCUAUAUUUACUCCAUAUGUGACUGAUUUUUUCUCAAACUCCGGAAUUCUGAGUGACAGAGUUAAUUCGUAAUCACUUUGAAUUCACUCCCGAAACUUUCCCAUAAAAUCCGAUUCAGGUUUAAAAAAAUUUCCUCAUUGUGUCAUAUUUUGAAGUUUUUAGCCAACAUUUUUUCAACGAUUUUUUUACCGGGUACUUGUAAUUAUUAUUAUCACUAAUAAUAAUAAUGAUAAUAACAAAAAAAAAGACAGGCUUGAAUAAGUAAAAUAAUACGUAAUAAUUAACGAAUAUUUUAUAUAAAUAUUUAAACAAUUAUGAAUCGAAAAAUGAAUUUUGUUUAAAUUUUAGCUCAAAUUUUUUGCAAUAAAAAUUUAAGUAAAGUAAUAAUAUGUAAAUUAGUAUUUUAAAUAAGUUUAUAAAAUAUUUAUUGAAUUUUGUCUAAUUAAAUUUAAAUUAUUUCGUCAGUAUUUAAUAUUCACCAUCAGUUUUAAUUGGAUCUUUUAAUCAGGGUUUUAAAUUUUUAGUUAAUGAGUUUGAACGAUUUAUGAUUACAAUUUUAAGUAGUAAAUUUGCGUAUUUUUAAGUUGCAGUGGGUUUUGUAAAUUAUUUAAUUGAUAGAGUAAAUUAUUGUAAUUGUAGUUUGUAUGUAGUAGUAAUUUAGUGCGCAUCAGUGAGUGAACGAUACUAGUAAAUUUAAAAAAUUAUUACGAUUGAAUUUACAUAACAAUAAAUUUGUUUUUACCCAGUUCUUAUAUUUGUUUAGAAUCAUUUAUUGUUAAAAUUUCAAAUUGCCAAAAAAAAUAAAUUGUUGAAUUUUUUAUUUACUAGUAAAAUUUUUUGAUAAUUUAUUUGAUAUUAAACUUUAUAUACUCAAGUAAUUAUUUACAAUAACGUACAUUACUUAUUAUGUUGUUAUUUUUUAGACUUAGAUCUGUUAUUAUUAUAUUUGCUU
This is a messenger RNA of Microplitis demolitor, 3702 nucleotides long. RefSeq names its product endophilin-A (gene EndoA). Gene Ontology annotation, molecular function: protein binding. NCBI's taxonomy places the organism in Eukaryota, Metazoa, Arthropoda, Insecta, Hymenoptera, Braconidae. Gene Ontology annotation, cellular component: presynapse; cytoplasm; glutamatergic synapse. The record is from RefSeq and is a predicted model, not a curated record. The coding region runs from base 377 to 1540 and encodes 387 amino acids. Gene Ontology annotation, biological process: synaptic vesicle uncoating. The transcript has 12 exons.